This is a messenger RNA of Zychaea mexicana, 764 nucleotides long. RefSeq names its product COP9 signalosome. The record is from RefSeq and is a predicted model, not a curated record. The coding region runs from base 72 to 662 and encodes 196 amino acids. Gene Ontology annotation, cellular component: COP9 signalosome. Lineage: Eukaryota; Fungi; Mucoromycota; Mucoromycetes; Mucorales; Lichtheimiaceae. The transcript has 6 exons. Gene Ontology annotation, biological process: COP9 signalosome assembly; protein deneddylation.
CUGCAAAACGCAUUGAUUAUACUCUCGCAACGCCGUUUCCCCGCCCCCCCCUUUUUUUUGUAUCACAAAGUAUGGACCGCAUUCAGUCAUUUAUCGAAGCUAAGGAUUACAACUCACUAGUUGGAGCUUGUGAACGAAUCGAAUUACAGCGUGCCACCGUACCAAACGAUCAGUGGGACAUCGAAGAGAUUUAUGCUUUGCUUCUUUUGGGCUAUGUGUUGAUUGACGAUCUCAACUCAGCACGAUAUCUUCGCAAACGUAUUCUGUCAUCCAACAGACGUACUGAGCAGAUCGAUGCCGCGUGGCGUAUAUGCGCAGCACUUUGGGAACGUCAGUUUCAAUCAUGCUAUCAAGCACUCAAUGAAUACCAGUGGUCAAACCGAGCAGCACCGCUUGUCGUAGAUAUCCGAGAAACGUUACAGAAACGAGUACUGGCACUUAUUCGAAAAGCAUAUACCUCUAUUCACAAAGCUGACGCGGCACAAUACUUUGGCAUUUCAGAAGAUGAGGUGGUUCCUGCAUUAAUGAGCGAAGGAUUCGAGUACAAUGGCGAAUCAGGCAUAUUAACCGCACCGAAAUUGAUACCUGUCAAACAAGGACGUGCGGAUUUGGAUCAGUUCUCGCGACUCGCUAACGUGGUGUUGCAGCUGGAAAACCAUUAGCAGGAACGUGUGUAAAAAGAGGAGUGCCCCUACUGCAGCUGUAAUGUACUAUAAAUUUAUCGGAUGAUUUAUAAGCUGUAUGACGCAGUAUAUAUACCGAGG